CAAAAACUGAAGUUGUCAUUAGCAGCGCGCAUGAUUUUUUUGCUGUUUCAUAUGUCUACGAAUCAGGUGUUUGAAAAAAUGAAAUGUUGAAUUCUGGUUAAAAAUAAAUAGUUUAGGUGGGGUAAAAUAAUAACAGUAUUACUUUUUUUGUAAUUAUAAUUAUAAAUAAAUAUAUUUAUUCAUAUUAUUGUUCACUGCAAAAAAAAACAACAUACACAUAAAUAUGCCUGAAAACAACGAAAAUUUAUUAUCUCGACGUUUGAAUAAAGUUCUAGAAUCACGAUUUGAAAAUGAUAAGGAUACACUGGAUGCUCUUAAGCAACUAUCUACAUUUUAUAAGGAAAAUACAAUUCAGGCAAGGAGAAAUCUCAGGAGUCAAAUAGAAAAACAAAGCCUUGAAAUCAAUGAAAACUUCUUGUCUUCUUUCCGAGAAGUCAAGGAUUCCUUCGAUUCAGUUUAUAAAGACAUAAUGGAGAUUAAUAAACAGCUUCAAGAAAUGACAACAAAAGUACAGAACACCAAAACACAUACCAGGAAAUUGUUGGAUCAAACCAGCAGUUUACAAAACGAUGGUUUAAAUAAUGAAAUCCAACAAGUAAUUGUUAAAGCAUUUUUAAAAACAUUUCAGUUAACACCUGAUGAAAUUCUUAUACUACAUGGUAAUAAACAGAAUCGGAAUUCACCAAUAACAAAAGAAAUAUUCAGUGUUUUGGAUAAAGUUCAUAAUAUUCAUGAAAAUUGUAAAUUGUUGAUGCAAACUGGACACCAAACUUUAGCUCUUGAUAUAAUGGAGCAAAUGACUUUACAUCAGGAAGGAGCUUUGGAAAGGAUGUACAGAUGGACACAAAAUUAUUGCAGAAAUAUUGAUCAUCCAGAUUACACAGAAAUAGUGACUCUAACAAUGGAAAGACUACAAGAAAGAAAAGUAUUAUUUGAAUACAUUUUAGAAGAAUAUUGUAUUGCCAGGAGAGAUGUUCUUGUUGGGGAUUUUAUAAAUGCAUUGACUCGCGGGGGCCCAUCUGGAAAACCAGCUCCUAUAGAAACUAGGUCACAUGAUCCCCAAAUUUAUAUAACAGACAUGCUGGUUUGGUUAAAUAAGUCGAUCCCUAUUGAAAAAAACAAUAUAGAUAUGCUUGUCUCUCGUUGUAAACAAACGGAAGAACUAUCGAAUGCUUUGAAUAAAGCACUAAACAGUAUUUGUGAAGGAAUAUGUCAAACACUAAAGGUUAGAGUGGAUAAAAUUCUCAAUACUGUCAACAAUGCUGCUGUUAUAUACUCUGUCACAAAUUUGAUAAGAUAUUAUAAAAAGUGUAUUUGCAAGAUAGUUCCAGCUGGUGCUCUUGAAAUAACCCUAACGGAAUUACAGAAUUUCAGUGAAGAAACCUUUAUGACCACUCUCAAUCAACAAAUCGGCAAUAUGUUAAUAAGAAUAGAAGCUCCCCAAAGAGAUUUGUGUCCUACGCCUGCUAUAACUCACAUACUUGCCAUUUUGAGGGACCUUCUAUCUACAGCAAAUAUGAGUGAAGGCAGAGAGACAGAUAUGAUGAGAAUUGCCCAGAGUAUAUUAGAACCAACAUUGAGGGCUGUAAAUGAACAAGCAUCAAGAUUGCCUCCUACAGAUAUGGCUGUUUAUCUAUUGAAUUGUAUGUAUUCGAUGUAUACAUGUUUAUCAUUGUACGAGUUUAUGGAUGAGAGAUUAGAAAGGCUCCAAGCGCAGUCGGAUGCACAAAUUGACACAUUAACUUCCGAACAGGCUAGCUCGUUAGUGGCUAAUUUGUCAUUGGGCCCGAUAUAUACUAUAUUGCAGGAUCAGAGUCAUGGUCCAUUGUCUAGCAUUCCCGGAAUGGAACCAAGCAAUCUACGAAAAUUUUUGGAUAAAUUGGAUUACCUGAUUUCUACACCUGAGUCUUCAUUGCUUCCUCAAAUUAACUUAUUGUCAUCGUCCAAGCAUAAACAUGCCAUACAAAAGAGGGCUUUUGAUCUUCUUAUAGCCAUAUACAAACAACUCUAUGAAGGAAUCAAUAAUCCAUCGAAUUUGUAUGAAAAUCCUCACCUAAUUUUGAAUAAAACACCAGAAGAUUUGACAAAAUCGUUGAAUAAACAAUUUUUGUAAAUUGAAAAUGUUAUUUGUAUGAUUUAUAUUAAAGUUUUAUUGAAUAAAAAGGAGCUGAUAUGUAUGUAGCACAAAAUAAAGGCAUACUUGUAGUAAAUUGUAAAUAGCACAAAAUAAAGGCAUGGUUGAAGUAAA
Messenger RNA from Harmonia axyridis, 2248 nucleotides. RefSeq names its product conserved oligomeric Golgi complex subunit 6 (gene Cog6). Bases 224 to 2113 code for a protein of 629 amino acids. Lineage: Eukaryota; Metazoa; Arthropoda; Insecta; Coleoptera; Coccinellidae. Gene Ontology annotation, biological process: intra-Golgi vesicle-mediated transport. The transcript is spliced from 9 exons. Gene Ontology annotation, cellular component: COG complex. The record is from RefSeq and is a predicted model, not a curated record.